Molecule: messenger RNA, 3838 nt
Organism: Acromyrmex echinatior (Panamanian leafcutter ant)
Lineage: Eukaryota; Metazoa; Arthropoda; Insecta; Hymenoptera; Formicidae
Product: E3 SUMO-protein ligase ZBED1
Molecular function (GO): DNA binding; protein dimerization activity
Source: RefSeq, a predicted model, not a curated record
UCGAAUGUUCGUUAGCGAGCGUGUCCCGUUACGUUUCAUUCGUCAUUACCGCCAUUACGGUGUAAUACUCGAAUCGAUCGGGGGCGAGAGGUCUAUAGAUAUAACGAUUAAACGAUACUCCUCUCGCGAAACGAACGGGUACAAAAGUCGAUAUCGCAUCGUCGCAAGUAAUAAGUCGAUAGCUGAUCGCGCGGGGGCCAUCGUUGCCUUUCGACGCGAGGGAUUGAAUUGAACUUCGAUAGCCGCGAAAAAGAGUGUGGAACUGAACGACGUCGGUCCUGAAGUGUAUGUGUAUUGUGUAUACGUGGGGAGAAAUUAGAUAUAUCGGAGCGGUGCGUUCGCGGUAAAACUCUUCGCAGUUCGCAGUUCGCACAGCGCACUCGCGUCUGCUCGCGUCUGCUCGCGUCGCCGGCGCGGCGAAGCGACCGACGCGCGACGCGCGAUGCUCGUGCGGCGAUGCCUUCUUCCAUAGUUCGCAGUCUGCACGCGAGACACGCGAGACGCGAUAUGAAUUGUAUUCAGGAUUUUAUCCCGAUUGAUUGAUUGUACUUAAUAGGAUUAUUGGGAAUAUUGGGUGAGCGAUUAUUGGAGUUUUCGUCGGUGGACACUCGCUCUCAAUUCUCGGCUCUCCUGCCAUAGACCAUAAAACGAUACUACCUACAUGCCUACAUCGGUGAUUGCAGGUGAUCGCAUGUCGAACGUACUUAAGUGUACGGCAUGGAGAAUAACAAACAAACAUUGGUGAAUAACCCGGCGGCGAAGCCAGGUACGUCAGACGACAACAAGGAUGAUAUACAAAUGGUACUGGCGAAAAUGAUGGAGGAGAAGCACACGUAUACGUAUAAGAAAUUGGUGGUGCCGCCGUCGAUGCGAAGUAUUUAUUGGAAAUUCUUUGGAUUUCCAGCUACCGACGACGGCGACAUUCUCACCAAGGUAAAGAUUGUUUGUAUACUGUGCAAGACACAGAUCGCCUACAAUCGUAAUACCAGCAACCUACGCAUGCAUCUGCAAAACAAGCACGCUCAGGAACUGAGGGACCUCGAAUCCUCCAAUCUGCCGACUACAAAACAGAUCCUCUCGCUGGACAACAAGGAGCGAAAGAUGCAGAAGAAGCUGCUCAAGGGCCUAAGCCCUGCUAAAUAUAUCUAUACCACUAACGCAGAUGGUACUGUUCAGAUAGAUGGUGAUAUACAAUUUGUUACAGAUCCUAACAUAAGUCUGUCAAACAUAGAGGAUGAUAUCACUAUUGGUCAACCAUUGAGAGUAAUGAUCAAGGGUGGUUCUGGUAUUAACAGUAACGGCCAGAAUGUAGCGUUUCUCAUGGAGGAGAAUGUCAAUCAGUCGGUUGAUGUAAAAACUGUAUCAGAAGCUAUUGCGGACUUUCUAAUUAUGGAUUUGCAAUUGCCUGAAAUCGUAGAGGGACGUGGCUUCCAAAGACUAGUGGCAACUCUACGCUCACCUUGCGAGAUCCCCAGCAAGAACAAGCUGGAAGAAGAGAUAAUACCUGGAAUAUAUGAUACCUUUCGGGAAUCAGUGAGAACUUCCUUGUCCUAUAUCGCCUCCGAAUUGGCAUUGACCAUUGAGGAGUGGCAGUCCAAUAACAAUGAGAAUUUCGUUACUAUGUCGGUUUAUUAUCAAAAUGAUGAAGAGGCUACUUUAGAAUGUAAGAUUUUAAGCACUUUUCACGCACCGUUAGAUUGGGAGGAAUCCAAUUGGGGAACUGUUAUAGAGUCUCUCUUACGUGAAUGGGAGCUUAAAGUAGAGAAAAUAACAGCAGUGGUUGUUAGUACUUCAAAAACAAAUUUGCUCACGGCGCUGACUAAUCGUGGCUUCACUGUGGUGCCAUGCUUGCUUCAUACUCUGCAAAUGUGCGCGCAGGCUUGUUUCGAGAGUCCUGAAGUAUCUCAAACGUUAGCCAAAUGCAGAUCGGUUAUUGGUGCUAUCAUAAGUAAUCCACGUGCACUUGAAACCUUGACUAUGCAAGAACAAUUGUCAGAGUUGGAUGAAAAUACCAUAUUCCUAGAUUAUCCAGCCAUAUGGAUAUCUACGUACACGAUGCUGGAACAAAUAAUUGCGCGUCGUAACAUGAUUGUCUCUAUACUAGAAAGUACCGAUGGGAUAAAUCAUGAAAUGUUCGAAAUAUCCAAUGAACAGUGGAAAAUUAUGGAAGAUAUUGUCAAUGUUCUCGCGCCGUUCAAAGUUACCAUUAUGACAUUGAGCGAAGAAAAAAUGCCUCUAAUAUCCCUAUUGAAACCAUUACUCUGGCAACUUGUAUCUUCGCAUCUUAAAGUGAAAGAAUCAGAUAGUAACACAGCUAAGACUUUUAAAGAAUCCUUGUCGGAUAUGUUGUUCGAACGAUAUGCAGAUUACAAUGUCACGUUGUUUCUACAAAUUGCAACUACUUUGGAUCCCAGAUUUAAAACAAUGCCAUAUGUCACUGAAGAAGAUAAAAGUGUAGUUAGCACACCUAUAAAGGAAAGAUUGACGAAAUUGAUUCAAGAAGAAUCUGGGGAUGUUUCGAUAAAAAACGAAGAUGAGACAGUACCAAGUAAAAAAACUAAAGUCUCAGGUAUGGAAUUCUUACUUGGUGGCCUAUGCACUACAAAGGCCGGUAUGCCCGCGGAGGAAAAAGCUGAUCUCGAAAUUGUUCAAUAUCAGUCGGAACCUACAGCGCCUCUCGAUUAUUGUCCGCUGCAAUGGUGGUCGAAGGUGUCAGCGAAAUGUCCGAAUCUGGCAAAGUUAGUGAGCAGAUAUCAUUGUGUGCCCGCUUGUUGCGCACCACCUUCACGCAUUCCGCCAGACGUGCAGAUUCAAUAUGACACAAAGCGGGCAACUUUGCCGCCUCAUCUGAUUGACAAACUACUCUUUUUACAUGGUAAUCAUACCAUGCAGAUGUAAAAAAAGUUUUUAAGCCUGCAAGAUGCUGCCUGAAAAAUAUCUCGCUGUGGUAUACAGGAUAUUUUCACGAACAAUAUAUCAAAUUUACUUGCAAUAAUUUAGUCCAAAGUGACAUACAUGUGCAAGUAAAUUCUUUGUAUAACUUUCUCUAACUCUGUAUACAAUGUAAGUAUUAUGUAAGUAUUUAAGAUACAAAAAAUGUCAAUUUUGUUUUUAUUUUUAUUGAAUAUGACAUUUUCCUAAGAUUCGAUAUAAAAAUUAUUAGUCAUUAUCUAAUAAGUGAAAUACGAGGUUAAGGCUCCUAAGAGUAGUCACUCCAGCCAUAUUAAAUCAUGAGCGAGAAAUAACGUGUUGAUUUUUCUUGCAUAUCAUUUGUGAAUAAAAAAAUAUUAUUCAUUACAUGAAAUGAAAAAUGAGAUCGCUUUAAAACCAUUGUAAAAAUGGACGAAGACUCUUCUUAUUUCCCCUGAUAGUUAAUAGUCGAAAAAAGCUCGUGAAGUGAAAAUAGGCUACGCAUUGAGUAAAAACUAGUAAACGCGUUUACGUGCCUUUACGAUUAUUUACAACAUUUAUAGUAUUAUCAAAGAUAGUUUUCGUCCAUUUUUACAAGUGAUUUAAAGCGAUCUCAUCAUUUCAUUUCAUCCAAAUUCUCUUUAUUUAAUUAAAUGACAUGCAAGAAAAAUCAACGUGCCGCUUAUAACACAUUUCUGGCUUAUGACAUGAUUCAAUAUAGCUGGAGUGAGUACUUAAAAGCCGUAAAAUGCGUUUCGAGUAACGUAUCAUGCAAUAUUUGUCUCUAUUGUUCAUCGAAUAAUAAAGAAAGAUAAAAUAAUACAUUAUGCACUUCAUGCAUAACUCGGAACGUACCUAAUGUAAUAGUUUUAUAAGGCGAGAGUUAAGAGAGUUUUUGCAUAAUUUAAUUUUUAAUUUAUAAUUAGAA